Vicia villosa (hairy vetch) is the source of this 2184-nucleotide messenger RNA. Its product is annotated as U-box domain-containing protein 38-like. Gene Ontology annotation, biological process: protein ubiquitination. NCBI's taxonomy places the organism in Eukaryota, Viridiplantae, Streptophyta, Magnoliopsida, Fabales, Fabaceae. Gene Ontology annotation, molecular function: protein binding; ubiquitin-protein transferase activity. The transcript has a single exon. Gene Ontology annotation, cellular component: cytoplasm; nucleus. The coding region runs from base 305 to 1903 and encodes 532 amino acids. The record is from RefSeq and is a predicted model, not a curated record.
GUUUCGGAAAUAAAUAACCUAACCUCCUCGAAAAAGCGCGGAACAAGGUAAGUAAAGAAAAGGCAAAAAGAAUCUCUUCCAGCGCAGUAACUAUCCUCACUGUCAAUAAUUUUGUUCUUUACCUGUCUUUCAUUUUAUUUCAACUCUCUUCUUCUUCUCAUACUCAUUCAACAAGACCCAGUAUCACUCUUACCCAACACAACACGUGCAAUCUCAACCUCACAUGCUUCUUACUUCUUAGUAGUACUAUUUAUUAUAUUUAUAUUCCUUAUUCUUAACCUUAGCAUCUGAAAUUAAAAUAAUCAUGGGUGGCAAUGGAAAACACAGGUGGAAAAUCUCCUUCCAUCGUUCUUCUUCAUCUCCCUCUAAAUCUAAACCCCUUCAACCUCCCAAUGAGUUUCUAUGCCCUAUCACCGGGUCAUUAAUGUCCGACCCGGUUGUCGUCUCCUCGGGUCAAACCUUCGAACGUCUCUCCGUUCAAGUAUGCCAAGAUUUAAAAUUCUCCCCACUCCUAGAAGACGGGUCCCGACCCGAUUUCUCAACCAUCAUCACCAACUUAGCCAUCAAAAAAACCAUACUCAACUGGUGCAACAAAUCUCAUACCCAGCACCCGCCCACACCGGAUUACGACUCCAUCGAGAAGGUUGUAACAGAAAAAAUAGCGGCGGCCGCGGCGGAGAAGGAAGAACCGGUUAGGGUUUCUGAAACGGAGCUGCUCAACGCGGUGGCGGAUAACCCGCCGAUGAUAUACUCCCACGCUGCUACUGAGGUAGGGCCACGUGUCAACCAUUUCAACUCAGGUUCUUCAUCUGAGGAAUCGGUGAUAAUCCCGUCGAGUCCAGAGACGCCUUUACCUUUCACUGUUCGUCCAACGUGUUUCUCGCCUUCUUCAUCUUCGUCCUUCGAGAUCGAAGUUCAAAACCCUAACGUUCCUGUUUCGGAAGAAGAGGAAAUCCUAUUGAAGAAGCUGAAGAGCAACGAGGUUUUCGAACAAGAACAAGGUGUGAUUUCUCUCAGGAGCAUCACGAGGAGUAAAGAAGAAGCUAGGGUUUCGUUAUGCACACCGCGGAUUUUGUCGUCGCUGCGUUCUCUGAUUGAGUCGCGUUAUGUUGUGGUUCAGGUCAACGCUGUUGCUUCAUUGGUCAACCUUUCGCUUGAGAAAUCGAACAAGAUGAGGAUUGUGAGGUCGGGAUUUGUUCCGUUUCUGAUUGAUGUGUUGAAGGGAGGAUCCAGUGAGGCGCAGGAGCACGCCGCGGGUGCGAUAUUUAGUUUGGCUUUGGAUGAUGAUAACAAGAUGGCGAUUGGAGUUCUUGGCGCGUUGCAGCCGCUUAUGCACGCGAUGAGGUCUGAAUCGAAGCAGACUCGCCAUGACUCUGCCCUUGCACUUUAUCACUUGACAUUGGUUCAGAGUAACAGAGUCAAGCUUGUGAAACUCGGGGUGGUCCCGACUUUGAUUUCGAUGGUGAUGACAGGGACAAUGGCUAGUCGGAUUUUGUUGAUUCUGUGUAAUCUAGCUAUGUGCGUGGAGGGAAGAACGGCCAUGCUUGACGCCAAUGCGGUGGAGUGUCUGGUGAGUUUGUUGAGAGGAAACGAGUUGGACUCAGAGGCGACUCGGGAGAAUUGUGUUGCUGCUUUGUAUGCGUUGAGUCAUGGGAGCUUGAGGUUUAAAGGGUUGGCGAAGGAAGCGAAAGCUGUGGAGGUUUUAAGGGUUAUUGAAGAAACCGGGACAGAGAGGGCGAGGGAGAAGGCCAAAAGGGUGUUGCAGAAGAUGAGGGGUUUUGAAGAUGGUGAUGACGAUGACGGUGAGUUUGAUAGUCUUUUUGAAUCGGGUGGAUUGAGUCGAGCUCGUUACCGAGUUGCUGCAGCUAGGAACAACAACCUUAUCAAUUCAACUACAUUUUAGGUAUCUCAUUUGGAUUUUUCCUAUUUAUUUUUUUCAAAGGUUUAAAUUUGCUGGUAUAGGUUCUUUAGGAAAAGGCUUGAAUUGAAAAAGUGGGUGGUUCUGAAAUGUGAAUUAGUUUAUUGGUGUUGUUGGUUUUGGGUUGUAAAUCAUGGAGGUGGCCAAUUCAAACUUGCUAUUUGAUUAGUUGUUUGUAGCCUUGUGUGUACAUAAUUAUAUAUUAGUACAUUGUUUACUUUUGGUUCACAUACAAAAAUCACAGAAACAUGUUUGUCUUUGGUUCC